AUGAGAAUUCUAGCGUACCGAUAUCAAAGAAGAGGAAAAGCCACACUACGGGUACCUAUUAAGAUAACAUUUUAGAGUCAACUUAUUCGAUUUUGAGAUUCUCCUGAAAUCAGAUGCGAAAGAAGUUCUACUAGAUACAGUGUCGGCCAGUGAAAUUGAAAGGAAUAAGUGGUACCGCAGAAGUAUCAUUUUUCCGCCGAUUCCCGAAGACGACACGACUAGUGUUGUUUUUGAGUGUGACGGAAUAAAAACAGCCGAAGACGUCAUCGCAGUCGAUGAGAUUGAUGUGGCAACUCCGGCGAACGUGAUGUGGUCGGGUCAGGACUCGAAGUUUUUCGACGAGGAAGACAUCAGACGCAGAGAGAUCAGGAGAAGUUCCAGUGAGUUGAAGAGCUCAUGGAGGCCCCUUGUACAAAGUGAACAAUUCAGAGCUAUCAAAGGUGUGCUCACCGCUGUCUUGUCAGUUCCGCUUGUCAGUUUGUUCUUGGCAUCAUACCAACAUUCAGCUCCUUCCCACGAAAGUUGUGAAUGAAGCAGCGGGAGAAUCAUCUCUCGUAUCGGCCCCAGUUCGCCUUCCGGACGGUCCCUCUCAACUUCAAAUCCAGAUGCUUGAUAGUGCUGGCUCCACCACUUCUGUCCUAUUUAGACACAUUGGCUCCAUGACCGAGAAUGAGCUUUGGAAGAAGGAUCCUCUGACGGCAACACCAUCUUCUUCUAAUGGCUGGAACCGAGUUCAGAUUCCAUUGGAUGCCGUCUCGGCAGGAAUUCCAAUCAUAUUGAUAAUUAGAUCCUCAACAGGACCCAACAAUUUUGUAGCUUUUUCGUCCAUAGAUCUGGUGGAUGAGAAAGGAAAGACGAUUUCUUGUGGUGGGAUUGACUGAAAUUCAUUCAUUAAAUUAUAUUUGCAGAUCAAAUGGCUUCUCCGGUACAACCCCACUCGACAAAUCUCGUUCGUUUAACCGCCCUCCAAAAUCUGAAAAUCUCCCCAGUAAAGAAUCGAUCCAAAAAAUCCUCGAAUGUCGUUUCGAUUCCAGAUUGAAUCCCUACUCUACCAACCGCCCAUCUCAACGUCCACUCCGUCGUUUUCUAUAAUUCCGACGCCUCCUCCGGUGUCCUUCAAUUUUGACGAGAGACCCAAGAUUGUUCAGUCACCCGUCGCUGUCCUUCCGAUCGCUCCCGCCCAUGUUUCUGCUCGAGGAAUCCCCAUUGUUCCAAUCACUUCGUUCUCGAGCCCUCUGGUUCCGUUACACAUUCCAAAGUUUCCAUUUCAAUUCUGA
This is a messenger RNA of Caenorhabditis sp. 36 PRJEB53466, 1277 nucleotides long. The record is from the annotation of a GenBank genome assembly. Lineage: Eukaryota; Metazoa; Nematoda; Chromadorea; Rhabditida; Rhabditidae.